GUGCAGCCAGCCGCUGGUUGGGGACGCGCGCGGGCAGGGAGCGGCGGAGAGUGGUGGUCUCCCUGCCGACCUGGACCCGGGUGAACAGCUCGGAGCUGCCUGAGUCCGCGUGCCGGCAGCACACAGAAUGUCCCUGGCUGCUUAUUGCGUCAUCUGUUGCAGAAGAAUGGGAACCUCAACUCCUCCGCCAAAAAGCAACACGUAUUGGAGAGAUGUCAGAAAUAUAAUAAAGUUUACUGGAUCACUUAUUUUAGGAGGUUCUUUAUUUAUUACAUAUGAAGUUCUGGCCUUGAAGAAGUCUUUGACAUUAGAUACUCAAGUGGUAGAAAAAGAAAAAAUGAAGUCAUAUAUAUAUGUGCACACAGUUUCUUUAGAUAAAAGAGAAAAUCACGGAAUCACCUACCAGGCAAGAAAAGAGCUUCACAAAGCAGUAAGAAAAGUAUUGGCAACAUCAGCCAGGAUAUUACGGGGUCCAUUUGCUGACACCUUUAGUACAAUUGACAUAGAAGAUCACGAAUGUGCUGUGUGGCUGCUCCUGAGGAAAAGUAAGUCCGAUGACAGAGCAGCACGACUGCAGGCUGUGCAGGAAAUGGCAGAGACCCGUCACUGGCAUGAUUACCAGUAUAGGAUAAUUGCUCAAGCCUGUGAUCUGAGAACUCUUAUUGGUCUGGCACGAAGCAAAGAUAGUGAUCUUCGUUUUUUUCUCUGCCCACCUCCUUUGCCAUCUUUAAAAGAAGAUUCUUCCGUUGAAGAAGAGCUCAGACAGUUGCUGGCUUCUUUACCUCAAACAGACCUAGAUGAGUGUAUCCAGUAUUUUACAUCUUUGGCUCUGAGUGAAAGCAGUCAAAGUCUAGCUGCUCAGAAGGGUGGUUUAUGGUGUUUUGGAGGAAAUGGACUUCCUUAUGCUGAAAGUUUUGGAGAAGUCCCUUCAGCUACAGUGGAAAUGUUCUGUUUGGAAGCUUUAGUAAAACAUUCUGAGAUACCCACACAUUGUGAUAAAAUUGAAGCAAAUGGAGGCUUACAACUACUGCAGAGGCUGUACCAACUUCACAAGGACUGUCCUAAAGUACAGAGAAAUAUAAUGCGUAUCCUUGGAAAUAUGGCUUUGAAUGAACAUCUUCAUUCUACUAUAGUUCGCUCAGGCUGGGUUUCGAUACUGGUAGAAGCAAUAAAGUCCCACCACAUUAUGGAGGCCUCACACGCCGCCAGAACCCUGGCUAAUCUAGACCGAGAGACUGUGCAAGAUAAGUACCAGGACGGCGUGUACGUGCUGCACCCCCAGUACCGCACAAGUCAGCCCAUUAAAGCAGAUGUCCUGUUUAUUCAUGGCCUUAUGGGAGCAGCAUUCAAAACGUGGCGCCAGCAGGACAAUGAUCAGAAUUUAACUGGAAAGGUUUCAGAGGAUGAAACCAAGUAUACAACAUGUUGGCCCAAGUCGUGGUUAGCAAGAGACUGUCCCGCUCUCCGAAUUAUAUCUGUGGAGUAUGACACCAGCCUUAGCGACUGGAGAGCAAGGUGCCCUAUGGAAAGAAAGUCCAUUGCAUUCAGGAGCAACGAACUUCUGAGGAAGCUCAGAGCUGCUGGUGUUGGGGAUAGGCCAAUGAUUUGGGUAUCACACAGCAUGGGAGGUCUUCUUGUCAAAAAGAUGCUGUUGGAAGCCUCUAAGAAGCCAGAAAUGAGUACUAUUAUAAACAAUACCAGAGGAAUAAUUUUUUAUAGUGUCCCUCAUCAUGGAUCCCACCUGGCUGAAUACUCUGUUAAUAUUCGUUAUCUUCUCUUUCCCUCUUUGGAAGUCAAAGAACUCAGCAAGGAUUCUCCUGCACUUAAAACACUACAGGAUGACUUUCUGGAGUUUGCAAAAGAUAGAAACUUCCAGGUGCUGAGUUUUGUAGAAACACUACCAACCUACAUUGGUAGCAUGAUUAAACUCCACGUGGUGCCCCUGGAAUCAGCAGAUCUAGGCAUUGGAGAUCUAAUUCCUGUGGAUGUUAACCAUUUGAACAUUUGUAAGCCAAAGAAAAAGGAUGCUUUUUUGUACCAACGUACCUUACAAUUCAUCCGUGACACUUUAGCCAAAGACCUGGAAAACUGACAAUUGUCUUUUUCUGUUUUCACACAUGAACACAGUGCAAGAAACGUGGUGUUCUCUCUUUUUAAGCUCUACGCAAUCAUGCAAAUGUAGUCAUUAUGGCAUUAAUGUGGCCCGGAGUACGUUGCAGGCAACAGAAUAUUGUUCUGUAAAACACAAACUCAGAAGUGUCAAUCAAAGAAAGAAGGUCUAGACUGGAUUCUUCCGAUUUAAAAAGCUUCCAUAUGUGCCAGUUUAUGUUU
Messenger RNA from Lagenorhynchus albirostris (white-beaked dolphin), 2331 nucleotides. RefSeq names its product serine active site containing 1 (gene SERAC1). NCBI's taxonomy places the organism in Eukaryota, Metazoa, Chordata, Mammalia, Artiodactyla, Delphinidae. The record is from RefSeq and is a predicted model, not a curated record. The transcript is spliced from 17 exons. The coding region runs from base 128 to 2092 and encodes 654 amino acids.